AUGGGCUGUUGUGAAGGUCGAGAAGCAUCCCAAGAGACAGACAAGCCUCCUCAAAAGCGCUCAAAUUAUAAGUCUAGGAAAAUUAGAAGAAAUAUUAACGUAGAAGCUAUGCUGUCUCAAGAUUUCGUUGUACAAUCGGCCACUCAAUCUCCAAUAAGAAUGCAAAAAGAAAACACAGACCCAGAAGCCGCUCCAAAAGAAGACUCUCAACUAUUCGCACUAAACACCUUAAAAGCUGAUACAAAAUGACUAGAAAUUUCUAAAUGAGUUUACGUUACCGACAAAAUAGAUCAAAAUGAGCUGAAAAUAAGGCAAAGCUGAGCAAAAUCCCCGGAAACAAUAGGAAGUUUAGCAUUAGCUUAUUUAGCAGAAGCUGCCUGAGAUGAUCCUUCAUCAGUGCAAGAAAUUCUGAAAAAUAUCCAAGAUCACCUUAUUUUAAGCAUAAAAUCUGGGACAGAAGACCAAAGAGAUUUUUCUUUUUUAUUUCUUUAUCAUUCUCUUGAUAAUACCACAAAUGAGCUGAAACAUGAAUUAAUUUCAAAAAAUAUUUUACAAAAUUUAAUACCUUUUCUUUCCUGUCAAACUAAGCAGUUAAGGCUUUUGUCAGCUGCUACUUGUGCGAGAAUUUAUAAAGGGAAUGAGAUUGCACAGUCAAUUUUUUUUAAAAAUAAAGGAGCACAUGAUUUGAUACAGCUGCUUAUUAGAGAUGGGGACUCUGAUGAAAUUUUGUGUAGGCUCUUGGAGCACUUAAUUGAUUUAUAGUAGGGGUGAAUGACUAUUAUAUGUAUUUAUGAAGAAUCACACACUAAGAUACAUUUUUGGUUUGCCAAAUACUAUGCCUUGCAAAUAAUUUGACAAGCCAGCUGAUUCUGGCUAACCAAAAAUGCUCCUUAGUGGACUAUUCAUCGUAAACUAGUAUACUUUUAAAAGUUAUUAUAUUAUUGCGCUAAAUUUAUGAAAAAUAAUUGAAUAUGUUAUAAUUCUGGUAAAAACUAAAUAGGACAGUAAUGAUGAAGUAAUUGAAAAAAAUGCGCAGAAAUUAAUUGAUGAGAGUAUGAUGGAAAUGCUAGAAAGCAUUGACAUUCAUAAUAGGUCUCUUAAAGUUAGGAAUAUAUACAUAAAAUGGUCGGAAGCCAAAAUUAGUUCUCUCAGGUGCCUUUAUGAUAUAUCAGGAAUACUUUUUUGGGGUUUGAUAUAUCCUAGCGAUGUCUAGCAGCAUAGAAAUGAAUCGUGAGCUGCUUCCUAUUGAAUUGAGUCCUAAACCUAGGGCAUUAAGUUCAUCUCUUUUUGUUUACCAACAUAGCACACUACUCUCCGAAGCGUAGGAGCAAUCAGCUGAAUAGUAACUUUAAAUACCUUCCGAAUAAUCUAAUCUAAAAAAGUUAUGGAAAUAGCUGAUGAUUUAUUUCAGAUGAUGCCUGAGGAAGAAGCAAAGUAUAAUUAA
Blepharisma stoltei is the source of this 1444-nucleotide messenger RNA. NCBI's taxonomy places the organism in Eukaryota, Ciliophora, Heterotrichea, Heterotrichida, Blepharismidae. The record is from the annotation of a GenBank genome assembly.